Molecule: messenger RNA, 4930 nt
Organism: Rhincodon typus (whale shark)
Lineage: Eukaryota; Metazoa; Chordata; Chondrichthyes; Orectolobiformes; Rhincodontidae
Product: BCLAF1 and THRAP3 family member 3
Exons: 12
Coding region: 155-2542 (795 amino acids)
Biological process (GO): positive regulation of transcription by RNA polymerase II
Cellular component (GO): mediator complex
Molecular function (GO): DNA binding; transcription coregulator activity
Source: RefSeq, a predicted model, not a curated record
GUCGGAGGAGCGGGCGGCGGAGGGAGCGAGGCGAGCUAGGGGCCGGCAGUGGGGAGCGUCCCAGAGCCGAGAAGAGGCAGCGUCCCGGAGCUGGUGGGGGGCGGAGAAGGUGCUCACACGGCACAGCUGAAGGCAUUGCUAAUUGCCUGAUACAAUGGUUCGCUCAAGGUCGAGAUCCCCACGAUGGAAGCACAGGUCAAUCUCGCCAACCUAUGGAAGAAGCCAAGAAUACCCUGUUGAGAGACCACUGUAUCAGUCGUAUAGUGGGGAACUAAAAGAAUUUGGUCAAAGCACAGGAAGACCUGUUCAGUGGAAGAGUCAACGGGAAAAAUGGGCUGAAACAGCAAGUGUAGAGUCAAGGUCAGGAGAUGCUCAGUAUGGUGCUAUUCAUCGUAAAGUUUUUGAGUAUGGAUAUCCUUCCCCAAAUCCAAGGAGAAUGGGAUCAGAACACACAACUCCAACAGGAAGAAACUUGUAUCUACAAGAAAAAGAAGGAAACCGAAGCUACCCACCUCCCCCAAGAUAUCUUGAAGAUAAUCCAUACCACGAUCAUGAUGAACGACCAUGUGACAGCAAUGAAUGGCAUGAGCACCGACAAAGUUCUCACAGUGAACGGCACCAUGAGCAUGACCAAUGGCACAAUGACUUUGACCAGCGACGCUACCAUCAAAAUGUGGAAAUUCCAACUCAUGUCAGAUUGUAUAACGAAAAACCCAAGAAUUUUGGAGGUGAUCCACAAAUGGAUUCCUUUGCCCAGUCAUUGCCGACUGCUUCUGGCUGUACAGAAUCGUGGCAUAACUCAGAAAGCUUUAGAAGCCCUAGUUUCCGCGAGGAAAGACAUUCAGGUUCACAUUCCCCUGGAAGACGAGCUAAAGAGCUUCUGGAUAGGAGCCCCUACCAGAGGAGGUAUCCUGAUGAGGAUGAAGUCAAAGGGUACAGAGAAACUUCUGGAAGAGGCUGGGUGUCUACAAAGCACGAGGUGAUAGACCACGAAAGAGAUUUAAAAUGGAGAGGGGAGAAGUUCCCUCAUAAUAGGAAAAGCUACCCAACUGCACCAUACGAUGAUUCAGAAAACAGUCAUGUUAAAGAGAUGCCAAGAGACCGAUAUAACGAUAGCAGCCACUGCGAGGAUUUUGUGCAGGUAAAAAGUGGGUUUGCACAUUCACCAAGAUAUCCUGAGAUGCAUUCCUCUUCCGAGCAUCACAAGAUAUUUUCCAGUGGAAGGCAGCCAGCAUAUUCAAGCAAAAGUAGAGAGUUUACAAGCAGCUGCUCAAGUAAUAAAGAGGUGAGUCGUUUUCACAGUAGCAGUAGGAAAUCAGGUACUGAUGUGAACAGAAGAGAGGGGCGUCAGUCUGAGUCAGGAAAAUAUUCCGUUUCUGAGCAUUCUUCUAGCAGGUUGCAACAUGUAUGCAAGAAAGAAGUAAGCUCAAGAUCUAGACCUUCAGUAACCAGAGGCCAUUCAGAUACAGGAAAGGAAUUAAGAAAGCACUCCAAAUCUUCUGAAGACCACCAUGGCAGCACUCACAAGCGAUCGAGCCAUCGAUCUAAUGAUACGGAAACUUCACGACAUGGUACAAAGAGUGAGCGAAACAGAACAACGGAGUCUCUAACCAUCAGAAUAGAUACGAAGAAAACUGUCAACAAGUUCAGGCCGACAUCAAGUCAUGCUUCAGAGAGACUAAUGUCUCGGGAUUUGGUUAGUGUUGGCAAGAAACGGGAUGAAUUCCAUCAUGUGUUUGAGCAUAUGGGUUCGUCAUUCGAGGCUAACCCGAACAUCUCUUCAGGAGAAUUUGCCCAGGAGAUAAUCACUCUGGUGCACCAGAUUAAAGAAGACCAUUUUAAGUCUUCAGAUCUAACAUUGCAUGACCGCUUUUCAAAGUUGCAAAAUGCACAGAGUCCUGGAAGAAAUGAGGAAAACGCUCGGGGCCCUGAGAUACACAGACGGAUUGACAUGUCUCUGGCAGACUUGCACAACCGAGAAAGGAAACCUGUUGCCAGAAAGACCAGCACAUGGGUUGCUGUAAAUCCAGAUGAUCUUCGUCAUGACAUAGAGAGAAGGAGGAAGGAAAGAUUGCAGGACAAGUAUGGGGAGGCCUAUCAAGCUCUGGAGCCGACAUUUCCCUCACGCAGAUCUGAGAGGCCUGAAAAAUCUCAUUUGCUCACUCGAGUGAAAACGGCAAGAAACCCACGAUUUAAAGAACCAUCAGUCAGGUUAAUGAAGUAUCGGGAAAGCCUGCACAGGGAGGCAACUGUUAGAAAGGCUUCUGUAGCAACAAAAAGAAAAAUAGGAGAAACGUCAGAAGAGAGACCCAGAAGUUAUCAGAGACCUCUCAAGAGAUUCCUGUUUUUGCAGCAUUUUACUAAAGAAUAUCCAUCUUCUGGACGAAAGAGAGGCUUGACAUUCGAAACCAAGUACCGACGCAUAUACGGAGUUGGCUUUGGACGUACUAAUCAACGGAUAUUCACCAAGCAUUUCAGGGAAGGGAUUACCAGGAAAAGGAGAGAUGAAAGGGAAUUGCCCAGCAGUACCACAGACAAGUAACUGACAUAGCCAUUAGAAUAUGGAAGAACUCUGAACCAUGGAUGUAUUUCCAAUGUUAAAUCUCGAGGACUGCACGCACUUCAGUUGGAAUCUGGCCAUGUGGCUAUUGCAGACUGCUGUGAAUGCUGUUGUUUGUUGAACUUGUUCUACUAUAGUUAAGUCACAGAUCAAACCAUUUUUUCCAAGUACCCUUGAUUAUCUGGGUGUUGAGUAAAAUUUUUCCACUGUUUUCUAAUUAGUCUCAAUAAUAGCCUCCUCUUUACCCUUCUACACUAGUCUUCAGACAAGGUCUUCCAAGAAUAAUUCUUUAAGAUGAACUGCAAGGCAGGAAAACUGCAAAUGUGAGAUAAAACACUGAUCUGUUUAAGUUUUCUCAGAACAGCGGUGCACACAGGUUUAAAAUGUUGCUGUGAGAAACCAGAAAUAUUAAUGGUGUGUGAUUGAAGGUGGACAGAAUGUUUAAACAUUAAACUUGUGGAUUUUUCUCUGAUUUUUGCCCUUGGCUGCAGGUGUGCAAGCACAUGAAGCUGUUUGCUCUACUUGUGAAUAGAUGUACAAGUAGUUCCAGUUAUUUAUAUUGUAGGCUUGUUGCCUGAGUUCAUUUGCCUUAAUUUAUCUCAUUCUACUGUCCUGCUUUUGAUUUGAACAUGCAAUUGUGUGGCCAAAUAAAUGGUACAUUAAUAUUCUGGUAUAAGAUGUAGUUGUUUGGCACUUUGUGUUUUUAUUGAUUCUAUUCUGGUGAGAAUUGUACAAAUGUACCAUUCUGUGUAGAGUUGGUGGAGGAGAUGAUUUGAAUCAAUGUGAGGGGACAUUGGUGUGAGGAAGAGAGAGAGAUUUCAGUAAAAUCAAAGCUCGCAGUAAAGAGAAAACAAAUUGAAAAGAGACCAGUGCAAACAGUGUACAAGUGCAAGGUAUUCAAAACCUAACCAGAGGCAAAUAAAAAGUCGAGACAAAAAUAGCAGAAUUAUUCACUCGUUUUCUCAAGUCUGUCCCUUCAACAUCUUCUUGAAUGGCAAGUCCCCUCUACUUGAAGUCUAAGAUGAGUUGUUGCACUUCCGGACUAGGUGUGCAUUUGGGAAGUUUCCAUUCCUACACCUGCUGAACCUUCUUUAUUUAGAUAGCUCUGCUAAAUCUCAUCCUGAUGUUGGAGGGCUACAUACCAAUAUAAAAAUACACACAGUGUUAGAGAAACUCAGUAGGUGGCAGUAUCUGUAGAGAGAGGAACAGUUACCAUUUCAGGUCAUAGGUGACUGUUUCAGAACCCCUGUAGUAUUCCAGCUGUGCUGCAGAUGUUAUAGUCAUUGAUUUUAUUUCCAAAAAGCAAACGUUGGGAACAGGGGCAGAAGAAGUAUUUAUUCUUGUUAAAGUUAAUUACAUAGGGGCUUUACCUUCCCAGCUAAAACAUCAGUAUUGGCUAAUGAUCAAAUAAAAAUAUAUGCUUGUUAAUAAAAGUGUUUGGAAUUUAGGCAACAUUUAGUUGUUAUACAGGUUGAAAUGUUUGAAUUCAGUAUCUAUCAUCCAAGUGUGAGAUACAUUUAUGGGUCCCUUUCCUUUUUUGAACACUAAUUCGAGCAGACAUUUAUAAAUUCUACUUAGUUUGUCCAUUGGCUGUUGCAACCAUUUGUAUGUUUACAGGAACAACACGUGCUCUGUUUUGAGUGAUUAAUUGUGAUACUUCAGCCAUUCUCUUUCUCCUGAACCAUGGGAGAGAUAACAUGAUACUAACAUCAGGUUGGUCACUUAGUUUGUCACUAAGUCUUUUCAAAAGCCUUCAUGUUUGUGAAGUUCCAUGCAAAUAUUUCCAUCUAGUGUGGGAGAGAUUGCCUUUAAAAAUCUGAUCUGAGUUUGUCCAAGAAUUAACUUACAUGGGUAACAAGUUUGAAACAGUUCUAACCCUAACCGUAACAUUUUAUCCAUGAUUUCUUUGUAUCUCUAGUGACUUGUGCACAUGCAUUGGGACUGUUCAAAAGUGACUUUUCUGAUGCCAGCAUGUCACCCUCUCCAAUCUGCUGCUGAUAACAUAGCUCCACAAAACUGAAGUCCUUCCUUAAAUCCUUUCUUUGCAGAUUGUUCUAGGAGCAUCACUGUUGCUUUUCUGUGCAGUGAUGUGAUUACAUGGCAACAGUUUGUUUAUAUCUCUUUAACAGUUGACCAUGCAUAGUCAGGUUUUAUUUGAACUUGUUUUGGUGGCCACUGAAGCUCCAUAGCUGUCAGGAGCUGCUUGAGGUUUGUAUAAAGAAUUUCAUGAAACUGUGUUCUUUCAUCACUAUGACCACACGUUUGCUAUUAAUGGAUUUUAGUUCUGUUGUCUUUCAGUGAAACAUACUUUGAGCUGCUGUUCUUUAAUCUACUUGUUUGUUGCAUUAAACUUACACCUGUUUCUACAAA